This is a messenger RNA of Candidula unifasciata, 894 nucleotides long. NCBI's taxonomy places the organism in Eukaryota, Metazoa, Mollusca, Gastropoda, Stylommatophora, Geomitridae. The record is from the annotation of a GenBank genome assembly.
AUGCACGCGCUGACAGAUUUGCCAGGAAUGGGUGGACUUUACUUUUCUAUGGUAUUCAGUGGCUCUUUGAGUACAAUCUCUUCUGGAAUAAGUUCUCUUGCCGCCAACACAGUAGAAGACCUAAUGAAGACACCUCUGAAGAACAUUAAUGAAGCUACUGUGACGUUCAUAACAAAAGUAUUUGUGUUUGGGUAUGGGCUGCUGAUUAUAGGACUUGCAUUUUCGGCCAGCUACUUAAAAGGUCCUAUGACUAGUAUGAUGAUUAGCAGCGUCGGAGCCUGCGGUGGACCUAUUCUGGGCAUAUUUAUACUUGGCUCCCUUGUUCCCUGGUCUAACAAAUAUGGAGCUAUCUGUGGGGGCGUUAUUGCAUUAGUAUUCAAUGUAUGGCUGGCAAUAGGAAAUAUAAUGUACGGGUCUAACCUUAACACUCUACCCCCUCCACCAAGUGACAUGUGUUUUCAGAAUUCCUCGAUGUUAGAUUUUACUUCAGUCAAUGCGUCAAUGACCUAUUUUAAAAAUCAAACUCUAUAUUCUCGAGCAGCCAUUAACACAAUGCAUGGUCAAAUAAUAAAACGAGAUCGGUACAGUUUUUUCUUGUACGAUAUCUCUGGCGACUGGUACGGUUUUAUCGGAACUAUUGUCUGUUUUUUGUUUGGUAUCACAAUUAGUUACUGUACCCGGAGACGAUGCAUACAAGUUACAGAUGCCAAAUUACUCUUUGCCUGUGUUCGUCAGAUUUCCUCGUCGAAACGGUCUAACGGCGUGGAAGAGCAUCACGACCCAGAUGGGAAUUGCACGUUACUUCUGUACAAACCUGAUCUUCAAGUUACCACAUUAGUCACAAAUGGUAAUGCAAAUCAUGAUGUCGAGGAGUCGCAUCGUGGAAUCAUUUAG